Molecule: messenger RNA, 2263 nt
Organism: Macrobrachium nipponense
Lineage: Eukaryota; Metazoa; Arthropoda; Malacostraca; Decapoda; Palaemonidae
Exons: 3
Coding region: 325-1734 (469 amino acids)
Source: RefSeq, a predicted model, not a curated record
UGUAGAGACAACAGCCAUUAGAAUUGUUUGUAAAGAACUGUCCACGUAAACAGCGCCUUGAGACGAAUGUCUCGGAUUAUAUGCUUUGAUUCAGAGUCAACUGAAUCGGUCUCAUACUACCUACUAUGUUUAUUACCUUACCUAUGUGAUGUGGAUACCUCAGCUUGAAGUUUUACCGUCUGGAAGGGAGGUCGGGUAGGUGAAGCCUACUUAAGCUACUGGACAGCGUAACCUUAACUUAUGCUUGGUCUUGAGUAAACCUAGGCCUAGUAGCCUAUAGUAGCUAGGUAGGCUUAGUUUGUGUUGACAGAGCAACAUGUCAGUAUGGCAGUAGAAAAGAAAAAAAUGGAAGAAAAUUGUGAAGUUCAGGAUUCUCAGCAUACCAUUGUAUUAGAGGAUGACAAACAAGAAGGUUCCCAUAUACAUAAAAUGUCCGGAAUAGAAUGUAUUUAUGAAGAUAAUGAGGCCUGUGAUGAUGAUGAUGCAGAUGAUCCAAGCUUUUCAGACUUUACCAGAAGAGACAGCAAAUGUUCUGAGCAAGUUGAAUGUCUUAAAUUUCACAAGAAAUACAAAAACAAAAAAAGUUUAGCCUCACAUAUACGAGUGAAGCAUAAAGAGACCUUAGCUACAUGUGCUAAGAUGCCAUGUCUUGAAAAAGAAUGUGAUUUUCGUGCUUCCCGCAUAGCAAAUCUGAUCUCACAUCUAGUACGCAUCCACAAGAAAAAAUUCCUAUGUGAAAAAGUUACAUUCCAGCAUCAGGAAGAAUUUUGGCCUUGGAAGAGAAAAACUGAGGAACAAUGCAGGUCUACCUAUUCUGCCAUUACUUCAUCAAGAGAAUUGGCAUCUGGGGAUCGAAAGAUUUUUCUUAGAUGCAAUCGAAGUGGUUUUUCAAAGCCUUCUGAUUCAAAGUCUGCUGUGUCAUCUACAAACAGAAGAGGCAGCAUGAAAAUAAAUGCAGUUUGCACUUCUUUCAUGAGUGCAAAAUUUUUUAAGGAAGGGGGCGCAGUAGUUCAUUUUUGUAGAACUCACUAUGGACAUAAGGAAGAUAAUGCAGGCAUUAGAAUGAACGAUGAUGAACGGAAUAUGAUAAAGUCCUUGAUUAUAAAAGGUUUAACUGCUUCAGAAAUCAUUACUACAAUGAAAGCAAGGUUGCCUGCACAUCGUCAUCAGCUGAUCAAAUAUGGUAAUAUACGUAAUGUGUCAGUGAGACAGAACUUGCAACUAAACCGAAGCAAAGGUCUUCAUUCCAAGAAUGAUUUUGUUUUGGAGAGUAAUAAAUAUGAUAAUAGCAUUAAGUCGUGUGAUAUAGCAAUGAAUCUCAAGGUAGAAAAUGAGGUUGAAAUUGAAGCUGGGUUUUUAGAACCAGAGAUAGAAAUAUCUUUCCCAUCUGUCAGUUCACAAAAGCACAAUUCUGAAGUAAGUGUAAGUUUUCAGACUUACACUAAGGAACAACUUAGAAGUGAUGUUGUUACCAAAGCUCAAAAAAUAUCAGAAUUAGCUGUAGGCUUAGUAUCAAAAACAUCUCUUGUUAUUUUGAGUCAGAAGUUAGAUAGUAUUCUAAACUACAUGAAUGAUGAGGAGCAGAUACAAAUUAUUCCUGACAAAAUGGAAUCCUCAAGCAGCUGUGAUCAAAUUAAACACAUGUUCGAUGACCAAAGCGGAAACUCAAUUUCUCUCUUGUGUUCUGACAGAGAUGUUAAUGAGUUAUCCUCAGUAAAAAAUUAUUUGAAUUAGAUUCAGAUUAUUUAAGCAUAGUCAUUAUAACUAUUUUAUGUCUCUUAUGAUCCAACUUAAUGCUUUUGUGUGGGUCUCUCUUAAUAGCUGUUCAGAAGAGUGAGUGGUUUUUGUGUUUAUGAGAACCCUAUUUUACUUGAUAAUAUAGCACCAGUAAGAUUUUAGUAUUAAUUUGCAAAGGGGUUUUUAGAUUUACUCUGCACUAGUCGGAUGUGAUAUGUUACCCUUGUAGGAGCACCAUUUACUCUGACAAGUUUGUAUGAUCUUACGUAAUUUUCUGUGUAAUUCAAGUCCAAUACCAGAGUGUUUUAUAUCUUGCUGUAUUUUAUUUAAUUUAUGACAAAGGUAUUCCACUGAGAAAUAGGUGAUUAGUAAAUUUUGGAAAUUACUAUAGCAUAAUACAGAUGUGAAUUACAUAUUUGAUUGUACUGUAUUGUACUACAUACUGAAAGUAUGAAAUGUUAGUUUAAUGUGAGACCAGUAAUUUUGUAAAUGGAAUGAUAAAAUAAAAUUAUCAUUAUUAUUAUUA